Molecule: messenger RNA, 6471 nt
Organism: Manduca sexta (tobacco hornworm)
Lineage: Eukaryota; Metazoa; Arthropoda; Insecta; Lepidoptera; Sphingidae
Gene: Edem2
Product: ER degradation-enhancing alpha-mannosidase-like protein 3
Exons: 10
Coding region: 224-2797 (857 amino acids)
Biological process (GO): endoplasmic reticulum mannose trimming; mannose trimming involved in glycoprotein ERAD pathway; carbohydrate metabolic process
Cellular component (GO): membrane; endoplasmic reticulum
Molecular function (GO): mannosyl-oligosaccharide 1,2-alpha-mannosidase activity; calcium ion binding
Source: RefSeq, a predicted model, not a curated record
GUGAUAGUGAAGUAGUAGGAAUUUGACUGCGAACGCACAGUAGACUGUCAUGGUGGUUCAUAUGGAUAAAAGACAGUAUAAAAUAAAAUAAAUAAUUGAUAAUUUUUGUUAGUUGUCAUAAACUAGAAAUGACAUGUCUUUUUUAAAAGUACUUAGUUGAUAAUUUGCUCCUAAAAGUAUUAUUAUUUUAUACAAUACUUCAUAUUGAGAUUGGGUGAUAACGAUGGCAUAUCGAGUUUUGUUAGUGUUUUUCUUAGCAAUAAUAUCUGUGAGGACCGAAGAAGAGGGUUAUUCCUCUCGCAUGUCGAGAGCUGAGAGAAUUAGUUUAAGAGAAGAGGCCAGAAGUAUGUUCUACCACGCAUAUAACGCGUACAUGGACAAUGCUUACCCUGCAGAUGAACUCAUGCCGCUCAGCUGCAAAGGCCGUUGGAAAGGCAUCACACCCAGCCGUGGGGAUAUGGAUGAUGCUCUUGGAAAUUUUUCACUAACAUUAGUGGACAGCUUAGACACGCUAGUUGUGAUGGGCGACUUUUCAGAAUUCAGUAAUGCAUUAAAACUUGUUAUAAAGGAUGUCAGCUUCAAUCAAGACAUUAUUGUUUCUGUUUUUGAGACAAACAUACGAGUUCUAGGCGGAUUGCUCUCAGCUCACAUCCUCGCAGAUUCUUUGAAAUCUGAAGUCCCUGUGUUGCAAUGGUACAGUGGCGAAUUGCUCAGAAUGGCGGAGGACCUGGGGAAGAGACUCCUGCCUGCCUUUAAUACGUCCACAGGCAUUCCACAUGGAAAGAUAAAUCUACGUCACGGCAUGCGAGGAUUGUCAGAGUCGCGCGAAACUUGCACCGCCUGCGCCGGAACGAUGAUAUUAGAAUUGGCGGCGCUGUCCCGGCUCUCUGGAAAUCCGGUCUACGAACAAAAGGCCCACAAAGCGAUGGACCGUCUUUGGAAAAUAAGACAUAGAACAUCGGAUCUGAUGGGUACAGUAAUAAACAUACAUUCUGGUGACUGGGUGCGCAAGGACUCGGGCAUUGGAGCCGGCAUCGACUCUUACUACGAAUACUGUCUCAAAGCUUACAUCCUUCUUGGAGACGAGAAGUAUCUUGCUCGGUUCAACAGACACUACAAUGCUAUAAUGAAGUACAUCAGCCGAGGACCCAUCAUGUUGGCUGUACAUAUGCACAGGCCGCACCUCCAGUCUCGUAACUUCAUGGACGCACUGCUGGCUUUCUGGCCCGGGCUGCAGGUGUUAUUGGGGGACGUCCGGCCCGCAGUCGAGACGCACGAGAUGUUAUACCAAGUGAUGCAGCGCCACACAUUUAUACCAGAGGCUUUCACUUCAGACUUCCAGGUUCAUUGGGGUCAACACCCUUUGCGCCCAGAGUUCUUGGAGUCAACAUAUUUCCUUCACCGCGCUACUGAGGAUGACCAUUAUUUGCACGUUGGGAAAGCGGUAUUGAAAUCGUUGCAACAAUACGCAAGAGUGAGUUGUGGUUACGCGGCAGUUAAUGACGUCAGAACUCGCAUCCACGAGGAUAGAAUGGAUUCGUUCGUGUUGGCAGAGACUUUUAAAUACCUCUACAUGCUUUUCGGCGAAGAUAAAGACCUACCUGUUAAUUUAGAAGACUAUGUGUUAACUACAGAGGCGCAUUUCCUACCUCUCUCAUUGGCAACUGCUGGAAGGAACGUGACUUACUUUUCCACUAAAAUUGAGGAAGAAGAUGAUGAUAAAUAUAGAAAGACAUGUCCGAACACGGCGUCGCUAGUGGCAGAGAAGGUCCGGCAGCCGAUGCGCCAGCUGCUGGGGUCGCGGGCGGCGCGGCCGGCGGCUCACCUGCGCCCGCUCUCCGACCCGCGGCAGCUGCUCGCGCUCGCCGACAUGGGCAUCUCUGUGCUCACGCUGCCCGACGGACGCGUGCAACUGCUAUACACCACCAACACUGCCAAAUCAGCCAAAGACGCUGCAGAAGGACUAACGUUCAUGCGCGAAAUGUCUAAAUGGAACUCUCUUAGUGACCUAGAAAAUGGCGUAGUACCAGUUGGCGUAAAAAUCAAUGACAAGAUAUUUGCUGCCGGGCCGGGGCACUUCGGCAAAGAGAUCUCCGGGAACAAUCGGUACACCAACACCAUGGCGCUUGCAUCGCCGAUCGACGCUUGCACGCCGCUCGUAAAUGAAAAACAAUUGCACGAAAAGUUCGCCAUCGCCAAACGUGGCCAAUGCACGUUCGCACAAAAAGUUCGUAACAUCCAAAGCGCUGGCGCUUUGAUGGCGAUCGUUAUCGACAACGUGCCCGAUUCCACUCACGAGAACACGGCGCUGUUCGCCAUGUCCGGAGACGGCAAAGGCGACAUUGAGAUUCCUGCCGUGUUUUUAUUUUCCCGCGAGGGUGAAUAUCUCACCAAAGAACUACGAAAAAAUCCCGACUUAGAAGUGAUCGUCGGAGAGCUCAGGUCACUUAAACGUCAGUAUGAGAGUGUCUGUGAAGACAAUAAUUGUGAGGCGGUUCUAGAUACCGAAGGCGAUGUCGCGGAUAAAGAAUCCUUUGAACAUUUGAAAAAAGUGUUGGGCCAAUUAGUAGCCCAGUUUGAACUAUCGCUUUCCCAUGAUGAUUCAUCAUCGAAUAAAAUGUGUACCGAGGAGCAAGCUGUUACGUCUAAAACGGAGCCAACCAACCGUGAAGAUGACCUGAAAAACGAAUCACCUGAUGUUUGCCUCCAAAGUAAGAAGCCAGUUGGUCCAGCAAUAGUUUCUGCCAUAAACACUCAAACCUUGGAAACCGAUAAAAAUACACAGGACGACCUCUGACAAUUAACUUUUGAAGGAGACUGUAAAUAAGAUAAAAUGUUUAUAUUGAAAAAUGUAUAAUAACUGUACAUAUUAAUUGUAAGAAACUAAGUAACACAAGGAAUUUUGGUGCCUUUGGAUAUCCGGAGUUAAUUUUAUUGUAAUUAAUUUAUAUAUUAUGUUUAAUCGCCUACAUUGGUGGCGUAUCGAUUUUUGGGCUAACUUUUACACUCGCGAGCUUUAAAAUCCGACAGAGUAGCUAGGCCAAUCGGUGGAUUCGUGGAAAUAUUACUUUUGAAAUGCAAUAAAAUAUUAAUUCAUCAGGUUAUAUUAGUUAUUUAAAAAUAAUAUAAUGUCAUCACAAAGUUAAAUUAUUCAUUUUGAACCAAAGAGUUUUUUAAGCAAAAAUAAUAGUGUAUAAUGCCUUCUUUCAACGUCAUGUCAACAGAUGUUUUCAGUUUAUGAGGUUUAUGCUAAUUUAUUUCACAAAUAUACUAGCAUAUAACACAAUCAUUCAUUUCAUCGGGUUUGAUGAGUUUUUCAUUUAGUUCGUAUAUUGUUUCUGUUUCCUCAUACAAGCCACUGCAUAUGGAUAAGAUAAAACGAAAAUGGUACCUGGCCCACUAAUUUGUAACUAGGCUAGGCUACUCAACCCUAGUUUUAGGUGUGUAAAGCCUUUCCAGGGAUUUUAAGAUGUUUUCGAUAUUUUUCUAAGGACUAGCCGCCGUUAUGGCUUUUGGUUCUAUCUUUAACGAACUUUAUAAAAUUUAUCAUCAAAAGUUAGUUGCGUUAUUUAAAUUCUUGUCUCUAAAGCUACCCUUAAAUGCUCUAUUACCUUUCGUUUACCCCCAUCUCCCUUGGUGUUACGUGGUGUUAUAUAAUCAUAUUGAUAAACAAUAUUGUAUAAUUGCCCUAAGGUGUAAUGGAUAAACUCGCGCGUACGAGAACUGUGUUACUCGGUAUCUUUAAUUAAUUUUAAAUAUUUUUACGAGUCCUGGGACCACAUCAUAUUAUUAUUGGAAUUAGAAAUCUUGUAGGUUUAACGGUUAUUCAAAAUAUAUUUUUUUCUGAUCUUCAAAGUUUUAAUUUUUCUCUUUUCUCUGAAGCUUAUUUACUUUUGAGCUGAAAUUAUAUGUAUUAAGACAAAGAAAUAAUAAAAUGUAAUAUCUUUUUUUUAUAAUUACGUAUAUUGGCAAAUUUUGAAAGCUGCCGGAUUUUUAUUGCUUUCGAGUUUAUAAUCGCACUUGAGAGUGCGGAUAAAAAGAUUGGAUAUAAUUUAUUAAAAAAUGGGAUAUUUUAUAGUCUUAUUUUACUAUUUAUGAAGUGAUCCUUAACAAAUGUUGCUGCCAGUAUGAAAUAUAAACAUCGGCAAUGUGCCGCGGUUUAGACUAAGAAACGUUGGGAUAAACAUUUUACUACAUUUUAACAAUCUAAGUAUAGGUUUUAUUUCACGAAUUAAUUAGUAAAAAUUGUGUAUGAGAAAAAAGUUACAUUAUUUUUAUAGUUAUUUAAGCACUAACAAAAAUAAAAAAUAUGUUUUCACGAACAUGGAUAGUCAUGAGUUAUAAUAAUUAUACUGAUAAAUUUUCCAAUCAAUGAGAUGUAAGAGUGUUCACAUUCGUAUACGUAUAACAUUAUCUCUAUAAAAUGGUCUCAAGUUAUCUAUUUAGUUUAUCUUUAUUUUAAAACUUCCAUGCAUUUAUGGCACAAUUAUAUUUUAUCGAAGUGGCACGUUGAAAUUGUCAAGAUUAGAUAUUAUUCUAGUGCUGAACUGAGAAUUCUUCUGCAGUGUGGGUGACUACAUGUUGUCCGAUGUCACAGCGCUGUCGGUGUACAGGGCCCUUAUUCUCUAUCUCACACGUUAUUUUGACAGUGCGUAACAAGCACGCAACACAACGCGUCAUGUUUAGGACUAUAGAGAUUUGGCUUACAGAAUACCAUUCCACGCACAUUUCUCGAAGAUAACAUGACACGGCCGCGUUACGCGCUUACACUAUCAUACAGAAUAAGGACCCAGAUGCGAUAAAUAGUAUCAAUAAUACAUCUUGAAAUGUUUACACUAAAUUAAUACAAAAGUGGUCUUGCAUUGACAUCUAACUGUCUUCAAAAAAGUAUGAGGUUCGUAAUUCGACGUGUAUGUUUUUUAUUAUUAGAUUAUGUUCCUUUUAUACAGAAUUCUGUAACUUUUUUCCUACAACAUAUGCAUAUGUGUUUAGGUUUCUUGGUGAGGAUAAUUUCAGAUUGGCCGCUAUUAUUCCACCGAAAUUGACAAUACGUUGUAUGUUUUGCUUUUACAGAUGAGCAUAUAGUAACCUCAGCAUUGAUUGUGUGUAAUUUAAUAUCCUAAUAAUCUGAAUAAUGCUUAUAUACUGUAAGAUGCUUAUAUUCUGUAAAUUACUAGGCCUACUCUGUUUGCAAAUCACUUAUCUUUUUAAAUUAACAGCCAGGCUAGAUACCAUGUUGUAUUGAUCCUAAGGAAGCGGACGUCAGUCUUUGUCAGACAAGCAGAAAUAUGUUAGGUGACAUCAACAGUCAACACAUCUCUGUCGUACCGUGAACUUUAACAUAAGCGUAGCAUACCCGUAGCUUCAUGUAGCUCAUCGCCGUUUGAGAUAGGCCAUAUCAGAUCCAAACGUACAAUAAUAAUUCAUACCUAUCGUUAAGGUUUUUUUUUUGAAUUAUUGGUACCUUUAGAGCCCGCCAGCAUACGGUGCCGACAAAUUCCUUGUACCCUAGUUUUUUGUUAUAGUCAUGCCUUAUUCCGUCUACGGGGAAAAUCCGUCAUUUUGAAAUUACGGUUGUUCUAAUCGAAAAACAGUUUGGAUAGCCACAUAGAUAAAUAGGGUAUUUCCUUGACUCUGUUACCCAUACGGCUAUCAAAGCUGUCCUUUAAAGUUCGUGAUUCCAAAUACACUGAUAUUGAUAUGAUUGAUAUUGCCCCGAUAGGCGGAAUAGGCCCCCUGACCAUGUACAAAAUUGCAAUGAAAGGUAUUUAUGUUCCAUUUGCUUAUAGUUUUUUUCUGUUUACGAGUCAAGUUCUUAAACCUAAUGAAGCUGUUCUAUAUUUUGUAAUAGAUGAUAUCAAUUCUGCUAUAGGUGCCUAUACAAAGUCAGUUUAACACUGCGUUAGUAUAUGAAACAUACUUAUCCUCUUGAAAAUUUCACUAAUGAUUACUUAAUCCGUAAAUGUAUGUUUCGAACAAAAUAAAUAUCAAUAAAGGUAAUUUUAAUUUUAUACACCGUGAUAGCUGAGUAUUCGUUGCAGCAGAAUAUCAUACUUUCAGUCAGAAAUACACUCACGCACACUCCAUAUAUACAUUGGACUCCAAAAUUAUAAAAAAAUAAGAAAGUAAAACCGGGAUUUUUGGUGGAAGUAUUAGUUAUUCAUGGAUGAUUUUGGCACAAUGUUAGCAGAGGUAGACGAGUAUGUAAUUUAAUUUAUUAACGCAAUGUCAAUAAGAGUCUGUAUGUACCUAUAUGUGUUAUUAGAACUAUAAGCAACAUAUUAAUUUAUAAACAAUAUUUUUUUAUGCGACAGCCACAGUCGAAGUUAAUUUUGUGAAAUAAACAAUUUUGAACUCUCCGAGUUCUUAGGAGCAUAGAAAUUCAAAAUAAAUAAAAUAUAGACGACUCUAAUAUACAUAAUUUUAAAAGCAUACAAAUACUAUAUAGAUAUUGGCGGCGAAGGUGGAAAA